GCCUAUGGGAUGGCUUUAGGGCUCUGCCCCUUGCUUUUGGCUCUCUCCCUCUUUCUCAUUCUCUCUCGUGCUUUGAUCUCUGCUUAACAACAGUAACGUCACAGAGACUACACCAGGAGAGUUUUGUUGGAAGUUAGAAAGUUUUUCAGCCUCCAGAGGGCUGUAGCGGCAGUAGCAGAAGCAGCAUCCAAGGGACUCCUGGAAGGGGAAGAGAGAGAGAGCGAGCGAGCGACUGACUCAGUCCUGCUGCAGAGAACUGACUCGAGGCGACGAAGGCAGACAUGGAACAUCAGCUGCUGUGCUGCGAGGUGGAGACCAUCCGACGAGCCUACCUGGAUGCCAGCCUCCUCAAUGACAGGGUGCUGCAGACAAUGCUCAAGGCGGAGGAGACCUGCUCGCCCUCCGUCUCCUACUUCAAGUGCGUGCAGAAAGAAAUCUUGCCAUAUAUGAGGAAAAUAGUUGCCACUUGGAUGCUGGAGGUUUGCGAGGAGCAGAAGUGCGAAGAGGAAGUUUUCCCCUUGGCUAUGAAUUAUUUGGACAGAUUUUUGUCUUUCGAACCCCUCAAGAAAAGCCGAUUGCAAUUGCUCGGAGCUACCUGCAUGUUUGUGGCUUCAAAAAUGAAGGAAACUAUUCCUCUGACCGCAGAAAAACUGUGCAUUUAUACAGAUAACUCCAUUAGACCCGACGAAUUACUGCAAAUGGAGCUGCUGCUGGUGAAUAAGCUGAAAUGGAAUCUGGCCGCAAUGACCCCCCACGAUUUCAUUGAACAUUUCCUCACUAAAAUGCCUCUGGCAGAGGACACCAAGCAGAUCAUCCGUAAACAUGCUCAGACUUUUGUGGCUCUGUGCGCUACAGAUAUUAAAUUUAUUUCAAACCCACCCUCCAUGAUCGCAGCUGGCAGCGUGGUAGCAGCUGUGCAAGGCCUGCAUCUGGGGAACACUAACACUUUCCUCUCCUAUCAAUGCCUCACACAUUUCCUAUCACAAGUUAUCAAAUGUGACCCGGAUUGUUUACGAGCCUGCCAAGAACAGAUUGAGUCCCUCCUGGAGUCCAGUCUACGCCAGGCACAGCAGCACAACGUAUCCUCAGAAACAAAGACUGUAGAGGACGAAGCAGACCUCUCCUGCACGCCUACUGAUGUGCGAGACGUGAACAUUUAAAGAGGACUUCCUAAAUGGAUUUGCUUGGCAAGAAAAGCAGACAAAGAAAGGGCAUCUGAGAUGGAAUCAGCGUCAGGAUCUCCCCCCCAGAAACCCUUUUCUCCAGGACGUUUUUAUACCAGAAGGGAAAACCAGUCUUGUUAUAUUUUUUUCCUCGCUCUGUCUCCCUUCCAUCUGUGACUUCAAACAAACAAAUAAACAAAAAAUACCCCAAAAACUGUCUUAAAAAAAGAAAAAAUAGUAUUUGCAUUACCCCCAGGGGUUUGUGCUACAAAAAUAGAGGAUUUUAUACAAUAAUAAUCAACUAGUUUUUAUAUUGAAGUGUUCUUGUCUGUAUGUUGUGAAAAUAGGCAUUAACACACAAAAUGUCUCCAGGGGAGGUAUUAGAUUUGAUUUCUUACAUAUAAAACAAACCAACCAACCAUUUUUAAAGUAGAAGAGGGUGUUUUUUUUUUAGAUAGUAAAUGAAAUAUUCUUUUUCUUUAAAAAGCAUAGCUUUAACGCAGUUCUAGGCUUUUCUGUAUCUUGCUUGCUUAUGCAUUUAGUCACUUUAUAAUUCAUCUGUAAAUGUUUAUUUUAUUUCCUUAGGUUUUUUUUUUAUCCUCUUCACCUUAUAAAUGGUUAACGUAACCCAUAAGUUAGUGUAUAUUAGUAUGCAGCAUUAUUAUAUGUUAAUCUUUUUUUUUUUUUUGUGCCUGUGGAUUGCCUGUGCAUUGAGGCAUUUGUAGGGUUCCAGCUUAGCGUGGUUGGGAAAGGCCAAUGUACUACUCAUACAGGACCCUAUUAUAAAGAGAAACCGAAAUAGUGACAUAAUAUAUUAUAUUUUUGUAAUCUUCCUAUUUUUGUAGUUACCUGUGUAAAAAUGCUGUUCUGACCCCACAGAUAUUCAGCCUAAUUAUGGUCAGGUUCAAUCCACAGUUCAGUCUUUUUUUUUUUUUUUUUUUUUUUUUUGUUUGUAAUAUUCUAAAACCAUUCCAUUCAAAGCACUUUCAGUCCAUUAGAUAUAGGAAAUACAUUCUUUUAUUGUGUGGGAAUUUUUUUUUUGUUUGUUUGUUAUUUUUAAUGGAAUGGUUUGGAAAUAUAUAAAGUGCUUGUUGGCAAACUUGGAAUUGCAAAGCAAGUGCAUUUAACUAUGGUGUUAGAGGAGAGGUGAUUCUUUUUUUCCGAAGGUUGUGUUCCAGUGAGAGAAAAUUGCAUUCACAAAUUGCCAGGAUAUCUUCCUUUCCUUUUCUAUAGAAAAGUUUGGAGUUUAGAAUCCUUUGGUGCCAACUCAUCUUUAUAAAUUAGGGGCCUUAAAGGUUCACAUAUAGGACACAUAGUUUUAAGGAUUAUCACUAGAUGUUUUUACAACUGAAGGUUUUUAAACACUAAAAUAUAUAAUUUAUAGUUAAGGCUAAAAAGAAUAUUUAUUGCAGAGGAUGUUCGUAAGGCCAGUAUGAUUUGUAAAUUAAUGCAAUUGCCCCUUUUGAAAAAGAAAAUCUUUCUACCCUUGAUGUUGCAGUUUUAACCCAGCUUAUUAAAGCAAAAAAAAAGGACACGCUUCAAAGAACAAACCCAAAACCAGGCAGUCUAUUUGGCCCCUUCCUAUACAUUUUCAAAAGCAGUCUAACCAUGAAAAACGCCAUAGUUAAUAGAUAUGAAAAUUGGAGUACUUGAAAGAAGUUUUUAUUCCAGAAUAUGCCCCAUUUUUGGUUGGUUUUUUUUUUUUUAAUUUAGCUACAAAUAGAAAAUUUGCACAUCUUGGCUAUGUAUCUUUUUAUUAUUAUUUUAGAAAGUAGCUGAAGGGACGUGGACAUAGCUGUUGAAGUUGAUGCUCGAGGAGAAUGUGAUGGUGAGAUGUAUGUGAGAAAACUGCCGCUAAGGUGUUGAUUGUAAAAAAAAAAAAACAACAACAACAACAAAAAAGAACAAAAAAAGGAAAAAAUGUAAAAAAUUCAAAAGAUAAAAAAAAGAGAAAAAGACAAAAGAAAAGGAGUGGAUGCUCCGUUUUUAUUGAGCUGCUAUGGAUAAAUUCCCAGCAUGGUUUGAAAAAAAAUUAACAUUGCUUUUCUGUAUCUUUGUCAUUGUGUUUUGCUGCUAUUUUGUGGAUCAGUUUUUUUUUUUUUUUUUUUUUUGUUAUACAAUGUCAUAUACUGCCAUGUAAUAGGUUUUAAUUUUCUCAUAGAAAAUUAUAUUAUUGACAUCAUUUUUUUGGUAGAUUUUUUUAUGUGAUCAAUUUUUACUUAAUGUGAUUACUGCUCUAUUCCAAAAAAGGUUCCUGUUUCACAAUACCUCAUACUUCAGUUACCCGUGUCUAGACCAGGUUUUGAUGUUCUUACAGUGCCUCGUAGUUCUACUGCAAACAGAAAUGCAUCAAACAUUGCUCUGAAUGGGUCUCUGCAUUAAUUUAAAAACUAGCAGACAUUUCAGAAGAUCAAUUUAUGUCAAGGGUUGGGGUUUUUUUGGUUUUUUUUUUUUGGUUUUUUUUUGUUUUUUGGUUUUUGUUAUGCAUUUUAUAAAGCUGGAUACUUUGUCUGAUCUGGGGUUUAUUAUCAUAGUAGUUUUAAGUUGUGUUACUAGCCACAUUGAUAUAUGAAAGGUGCAGUAUAAUAUAACUCUUGUGUGCCACCUGAUGUGGUUCUCCCUCAGCUAGGACACAUCAUUUGGUAUGAUAGGUUAUCUUCUGGAACUCUAAGUAUUUUGUGUGUUUAAUCUGUUAUGAUAUACUAGGGGGUUUUUGUUUGUUUUGGUUUUUUUUUUUUUUUAAUAAUUAUAGCAUAAUGCUAAUUUAAAAAAAGCCUGUAAAUCUCAUAAAUAAGCCAGCUAACAGAGUUGUAUGCUGAAGAAUAAUCUAGCUGUUGCCUGUAUGCUGCUAAACCAAAACAGAAUUAGAACUCAUUUUGAGGCAAAUGCAGUUAAGAUCCUACAUAGUGCAUAAAUAAGCAUUGCAAUGCUACUAGCAGUCGCAGGACCCAGGAGGACUGGAUACAUUCUGUCCAAAUUUCAGGAACAUUUCUUACUGCUUACCUCAUAAAACACUUCUGUUUGUGGCAUCUCUGUGUCCCUGAACCAAACAUGAUUAUUGAGUUUAGUGCUUGUUGGUUUUAUUAUGUGUUACACUGAGUGGUAGUGUGUACUGCAAAUUUUUUUUGAAAUAUUGUAUGUACUGAAAAAGGCCAAAUCCAGAUAAGUGGGUUCACGUGCCAACAGAGAUGCUUUAUUUGUCACGUUAUUAUAACAAUCUGUAGUAAGCAAAAGCAAUUCAGAUUUGUACAUUUUUAUAUUGUACUUAUUGGCAUCACUGGUCUGAAAUGCACAUUUUCACCAACAGACCUGUAACAGACAAGUUUCCAGCAAAAAAAUCUAAAGUCUAGAAAUAAAAUUGGUAAAACCCAA
Molecule: messenger RNA, 4535 nt
Organism: Melospiza melodia melodia
Lineage: Eukaryota; Metazoa; Chordata; Aves; Passeriformes; Passerellidae
Gene: CCND1
Product: cyclin D1
Exons: 5
Coding region: 282-1160 (292 amino acids)
Biological process (GO): regulation of cyclin-dependent protein serine/threonine kinase activity; mitotic cell cycle phase transition
Cellular component (GO): cyclin-dependent protein kinase holoenzyme complex; nucleus; cytoplasm
Molecular function (GO): cyclin-dependent protein serine/threonine kinase regulator activity
Source: RefSeq, a predicted model, not a curated record